UCCCCGCUGUCGCACCGGAGCGCACGCCGAUCUUUACUUCUCCUCAGUGUUGUCGCUGGGCGUUGCGCCACCACCCUARCCACUGGCUCCUUUCCUCUCUCCGUCUGAUUUAGCAGGCAGGUGACAACUCGGACAUGUCUCGAGAACUACAGGACGUGGAUCUGGCCGAGGUGAAGCCUUUGGUGGAGAAAGGAGAGACCAUCACUGGCCUCCUGCAGGAGUUUGACGUUCAGGAGCAGGACAUUGAGACGUUACAUGGCUCCCUGCACGUCACGCUGUGUGGGACCCCCAAGGGAAACCGGCCCGUCAUCCUCACGUACCACGACAUUGGCAUGAACCACAAAACCUGCUACAACCCCCUCUUCAACUACGAGGACAUGCAGGAGAUCACCCAGCACUUUGCCGUCUGCCACGUGGACGCCCCUGGCCAGCAGGAUGGUGCUCCCUCCUUCCCCGUGGGGUACAUGUACCCCUCUAUGGAUCAACUGGCCGAGAUGCUGCCCGGGGUCCUUCAGCAGUUCGGGCUGAAGAGCGUCAUCGGGAUGGGCACAGGAGCGGGCGCCUACAUCCUGACCCGCUUUGCGCUGAACAACCCCGAGAUGGUGGAGGGCCUCGUCCUGAUCAAUGUGAACCCUUGUGCAGAAGGCUGGAUGGACUGGGCGGCCUCCAAGAUCUCUGGAUGGACCCAAGCCCUGCCAGACAUGGUUGUGUCCCACCUCUUUGGGAAGGAGGAAAUGCACAGCAACGUGGAGGUGGUCCACACCUACCGCCAGCACAUCCUGAACGACAUGAACCCYGGCAACCUGCACCUGUUCAUCAAUGCCUACAACAGCCGCCGGGACCUGGAGAUUGAGCGUCCCAUGCCAGGAACCCACACCGUCACCCUUCAGUGCCCUGCUUUGCUGGUGGUCGGGGACAACUCUCCUGCCGUGGACGCUGUGGUGGAGUGCAACUCAAAACUGGAUCCCACGAAGACCACCCUCCUCAAGAUGGCGGACUGUGGCGGCCUCCCGCAGAUCUCCCAGCCAGCCAAGCUCGCCGAGGCCUUCAAGUACUUYGUGCAGGGCAUGGGAUACAUGCCCUCUGCCAGCAUGACCCGUCUGAUGAGGUCCCGCACCGCAUCCGGCUCCAGCGUCACCUCCCUGGAGGGCACCCGCAGCCGCUCCCACACCAGCGAGGGCACCCGCAGCCGCUCCCACACCAGCGAGGGCGCCCGCAGCCRCUCCCACACCAGCGAAGGAGCCCACCUGGACAUCACCCCCAACUCGGGUGCCCCUGGGAACAGCGCGGGCCCCAAGUCCAUGGAGGUGUCCUGCUAGGCGGCCGCGCCCGCGCCCUGGACUCUGGUCUCCGUAGCGGCUCCCCUCCAGCCCUUCCCGCCUCUGCCUGCACCCUGCACUAACUUGGUAUUAAUCCAAAGCUUAUUUUGUAAGAGUGAGCUCUGGUGACGACAGGUUGGGUCUCUCUAGGGUGCCUCUUUGAUAAGGGUGGGCAGUGGGGGACCUACAGAAGGAGGCAUCUUUGUGUCCUGUCUUCAUUAACUAGUGGCCUGGCUGCCACUCUUUAACCCGCCCUCAGAGACACCCAGCUGCCCAAAACAAAAACCAGCAGCAAACACUUUGCAAUCCAGCUCGGGCUGAGCAGCUGAGUGGCUUCCAGGUUCCACCACCUGGUGUGUCCCCAGCCCACCWACUUCCUGCUUCCUCUCCAACUGCAGAGAGACUGGCCCAAGUCCUAGAAGCCACCCAUUUCUGACGAGGUGGAGUGUGGCUACUUCUUUUACAUAGGCAAAACA
Urocitellus parryii (Arctic ground squirrel) is the source of this 1795-nucleotide messenger RNA. RefSeq names its product N-myc downstream regulated 1 (gene Ndrg1). NCBI's taxonomy places the organism in Eukaryota, Metazoa, Chordata, Mammalia, Rodentia, Sciuridae. The record is from RefSeq and is a predicted model, not a curated record.